Messenger RNA from Zophobas morio, 1746 nucleotides. RefSeq names its product potassium/sodium hyperpolarization-activated cyclic nucleotide-gated channel 1-like. Gene Ontology annotation, molecular function: voltage-gated potassium channel activity. NCBI's taxonomy places the organism in Eukaryota, Metazoa, Arthropoda, Insecta, Coleoptera, Tenebrionidae. The transcript has a single exon. Bases 1 to 1746 code for a protein of 581 amino acids. Gene Ontology annotation, biological process: regulation of membrane depolarization; sodium ion transmembrane transport; potassium ion transmembrane transport. The record is from RefSeq and is a predicted model, not a curated record. Gene Ontology annotation, cellular component: HCN channel complex.
AUGCCUCUUCCAGCGCGGUUCAGUUCACGACACGAAUGUGCGUUCAUGCGCGACCCCAGAUUAAAGGAGAACUCAAAAUCGCCGUAUGCCACAUUAUCCGAAAAAUUGUACCUCUGGGUGAUCAACUUCACAACCAUAGACAUGAAUUGUGUCGAUAGCAGCUACGUCCGAAGCUACGCAGUGUUCAUGAAGGAAAGGCAGCGGCAUUUAGACAACCCGAACUACAGGUUCGUCAUCCACCCCUUCAGUAAAUUCGAGAAGAGCAAGCAACUCGUGAUGGCUGUGCUCUGGUACAUCGCGCUAAUUUUGCAGUCGUACCUUGGCACCUUCAGCGAAAAGGAUCUCUACUUUAGAAGGAUGGUGGUGAUCCCUCACAUAGUCUUGUUCCUCAACGUCGUUUUCCUCCUGGAUAUAGCGAUCCAAUUCCGUACGGGGUACAAAGAAGAGACGACCAAGUCUGUGAUUUUGAACCGUCGCAUGGUCACGUACCACUACUUGAAGACCUUCUUUUUCUUCGACUUUGUGGCUGCCGUUAGCUACUUGUUCUUCUACUUCCUUCCGACCGUCGAUAAAUCAAUUCAAAUAUUCCUAUUUCAGUUACACGCGGCGAGGCUCCCGAGACUCGCGAACUUCUUAAGGAAGGUCUCGGAGCUGUUACAGGAACACAGAGUCCCGGAGACCGUUGGAGUACCUGUCAUGCUUUUGGUGACGGGUUUGACAAUGCUGCACCUUCUAACCUGCAUGUGCGCUCGAGUCGGAGUCUACCAAAGACUCUACGAUACUUCUAGCCACCUGUCCUGGGUACACCAGUACAAGAAGAUCGCCGCUAAACAAUUUUUCGCGAGAAAUAUCCAUAUGAAAACCAUCGACAUCCCCGGAUAUCGCCUGUACUUGCUGUACUUGAUGGUAACGUCGUGCCACUUCUUCGGAGCCGGGACUUCGAUUUACCGAACCAGGGACAACAUCGAACGGUUCACUUUAUCGCUGACACUCAUGAUGGGCAUGUCCUUCUACAUCUACAGCUUGGCUAAAAUCCUGCAGCUCUUCGGAGUGUUAAACAUCUCCGAAAUGAAGUUCGAAUCGCUACGAAUGCAAUCCGAAAGCUACAUGGUCCAGAAGUCCUUUCCCCGCGAAUUGAGGAAGCGCAUCUUCAAGUACUACGACUACAAGUACAACAACAAGUUUUUCUCCGAGCUAGACGUCCUGGGCACUCUGAGCGAACACCUGAAAAUGGAAGUUCUUCUUUAUAGCUGCCGGAAUCUGAUCGAACGAGUGCACGCCUUCAAGGGACUGUCUAGGUCCGACGUCGGUUGCAUCCUGGCGCUGUUGAAACAAGAGAUUUUCGUACCGGGAGACACGCUCCUGUAUUCCACCGAGGACACGGGAUGCAUUUACUUCAUUCUUCUUGGGACGUGCGGGAUAAUAUCGAUUAAAGGGAAGGAGAUGGCGCAUAUCGAAGACGGCGAUUUCUUCGGGAAUAUCAGUCCACGCGAUGACGAUAUUUUGUACUCGAUAUUAGCUCUGGAGAUGGUAGAAGUGUACAAGUUGGAACCGAAGGAUCUGAGUUACUGCUGCACAACGCAUCCCACGAUCAACGACAAGCUGCUGAGAAUGGAAAAAGCGAAAUAUCGAAGAUACAUUAAUCUGUUCGCGCAGGAUGAUGAAUACAUAACAGAAGAUAUUUUGCGCGAACUGAGGAAAAAGAGAAUUGUAGAGCAAGGGCUACAGAGGAGAGCGUUUGAUUAG